Molecule: messenger RNA, 2887 nt
Organism: Owenia fusiformis
Lineage: Eukaryota; Metazoa; Annelida; Polychaeta; Sabellida; Oweniidae
Source: the annotation of a GenBank genome assembly
GUUGAUGGAAACCAAGAUGGCGGACAAAUGUUUUGACAGAAGAACAGAUUGAAUCGCAAUUUUGCAUACAUUACGGGGUCUAAGGUGGGGAGAACUGUAAGAGACACUAUGAUAUAGUGAUGAGUGCUGCCACCUUUGAGAGCCCAGGGGAAGCGUGGGUAGCUGGUUUAUCCAUGAUGCCUACUCAAAUGGGAGCCCGCAGUGGGUCACCAUCAAUAUUGAAGGAUCCAAACUCAAAGAAAUUAGAUCGACCAAAGUCUACACCACCUGGUCUGAAAGUGACAUUUGGUAACAAUAGCACAGCUCACUAUGCCUCAUUGAGGGGCAGGCCCACAACCACUACAGGCAGAGAUAGCUAUGAGUGUGAACGUGUCUACCAAGUGGAGCAUGAGCCAACACGCAAGCAUGGAUUAGACUCACAUCUACAGACAAAGAGACCAAAACCUCCCCCUUGGCAAAAACAACUUGAGCAGUAUGACACUGAUGGAUAUGACCGCACGAGUCCCAUGCGACCAGUUUCUGUUGGCAAUGGCUACAUCCUUUCUAAAAGCAAAGAAAAGGUUCACAUGCACAUUAAGACUGGUGAUUUCUUUGAGCCUGUUCCAGAUGAAACACAUCACAAUACACGAUUUGGAGACCCAGAAAGGGAAUCUUUGAUUGCUCAGUUACAAGAACAGAUAAAUGAUCUCACUCUGUACCUAGAGGAGGAAAAGCUGAACCAUAAAGACACCAGGAGAAGGAUGGAAGACCAGCUUAAAGACCGGUUGAGUGAGCAGAAAUCAAGUCACAAUGAGUUUGUGAAUAACUUGGAAGAGAGAUACAAAGAUGAACUAGAAAUGCAGAAACUUAAUUAUGAACGAGAAAUAAAAGAUCAGAAAAUAGCAUCAGAAAAUGCAAUAGGUAAAUUAAAGGGGGAGAUAGAAUUCUUGCAUGGGUCAUUCAACUCCUACAAGACAUCUCUGACAAUAGAGAUGCAGGAGAAAUGGGCAAUAAAAGAAGCAGAUAUCAGGAUGACACACGAGGAAGAGCUGGAGGAAGCCUUGCACAAAUUAAGGGUUAAGCUGAUUCAAGAGAAGAACAUUGAGAAGCAAGAACUUGAGAAAGAGGCUCAGCGAGAAAGAGCUCUUCAGCAGAGAGAACACAAGAAAGAAAUGGAUUCUUUGGUGCGCAAGUUCUCCAAUGCUGCUGCUGAUCUGGAGAAGCUCAAGAAAACUGCUGCAGAACUAGAGGAUGUGAAGAAUGCCCACAAAUUGCUGAAUGAUAAAUAUGACCUUGUGUGUAAACAGUUCACCAAGACCACUCAUGAACUCACUGAUACUAAACUGAAGCUCCUGGAAUAUGAAGAGAACUUCCAAGACAAGGUGGCCACUGUGGAUGACAAAUAUAAAGAACAAAUACAUGACCUUAUGAUGAAAAAUACAGAACUAAGGAGAAUGUAUGUGAAGAAAUGUGGCCAGUUAUUUGAUGAGAAAGCAGAAUCAGAGAAAAGUUUUGUGCAAGAUAUUCAAAAUGCCAAAGAUACCAUGCAUACAAUAAUCAACACUAGGAAUCGUGCCAUGGUGAACCUAGCAGGUGGUGAUCUGACACUUGAUGACAAGCCUCGAAAACCAUUUGAGCGUCCUACAAGCGCUCCCGUGACACGCCCAGAAGCAGAAACUGCACAUCUCACUGCAUCUCAGACUGAACAUUUAAACAAAGAAGGAACUAAGUUAUUGCAAGUUCAACCUACGACAGUAAAGGUAGCAUUAAAUAGACCAAAGACCUCAUUAGGGACAAUGGAAUAUGAGGUGGAAGCUGAUGUCUCAUCGGCUAAAGCGACAAUUGGAGAUAAUGCAGAGAGUGAAGCUCAAGCUUUACAUUCCUUAGGGUAGUCAUUUAUUAUUCUUCCAUAAUGCCUUCAAAUGAAUGAGAAACAGAGUGCAAAAAGUGAAUCUUAAAACCCAGAGGUAAAAAUUCCCAGCAUUAUUUUCCAUUCUUCUUAUUGCCUUGCAUGGAUCAUUUGCUUAGUCUGGAGAUGAACAUUAUACAUGUACAUGUAGUAGUAUUUUUACCAAAUUGGUCCAAGCGAGUCAAAAUAAGAUUUUGAAAGAAUGGUGGGAGUGUAUCCUCAUUGACUUGGUAUGGAUUAUGUGAAUUUGUCUUACAGUAUAGUUCCAUAAUUUUGUCUGCAUAUAAAUAAUCUGCCUUGACAAAAACAACAAACUUACCUAUUCUAUUAGAUACUUAAUAAUUUUCUCACUAAUCUUAUAAAUCCACAAAACAGCGAUAAAUAAUUAAUUUUUUAGUCUGUUACAUCUCUUCAUUUGUACACUCCUGACAGUCUGUCCAGCCAGUGUUUAUGAAAUAUAUAGAGGAUAUAUGAUUUAUGAGUGAUACUAUAAUUAUCCAUGAAAUGAUACCUGCGCAAGGGAGCGAAGAUUUCAAUAUCCCUGGGUGGAUAAAAUUCGUAUCAUGAGUAAAUGAUAGGAUGUUCUUUUUGGCUCAUUAAACCAGACUUGAAAUGAUUCAAAGCAGACUUUCCAAACAACUGAUUGGCCAUGGUAAUAAGUCAGCCUUGUUUGGAGAUGUAGCAAAAAUAUCUUAACCAAUCGGAUAUAGCACUGUAUCUCAUGGCUUAAAAGCUGUGUUCGAUGGUUUAGGGAAUAUUUGCCAAAAUAUGAUAUUUUUCCACUAGUUACCAAAAUACCAUUUUAUUUUGACAUGAUAUCUAAGUAACUAUGGAAACAAAUGGACAUUGUUUUGUUAAGAGAAUGUAUUUUAUUUAGUUGCAAUUUUGUUAAAAAGCCUUUAGGCUCAAAAUUUCAAAAUUUUUACGGGUACAAAUAGGUUCAAUUUUCAAUAGAAUGCAAUGAAAAAAACAUGUUACUUUGAAUGAUCUGUGAAAAAG